Messenger RNA from Vicia villosa (hairy vetch), 846 nucleotides. RefSeq names its product probable WRKY transcription factor 50. NCBI's taxonomy places the organism in Eukaryota, Viridiplantae, Streptophyta, Magnoliopsida, Fabales, Fabaceae. Gene Ontology annotation, molecular function: DNA-binding transcription factor activity; sequence-specific DNA binding. The transcript has 3 exons. Gene Ontology annotation, biological process: regulation of DNA-templated transcription. Bases 1 to 510 code for a protein of 169 amino acids. The record is from RefSeq and is a predicted model, not a curated record.
AUGACAGAGAGAAACCCAAUAGCAGCAAAUUCAUCAUCACCUGACAGUGAUUUUAGCAACCAGCAAUGGUCUUUUGAACUAUCUGACUACAUGUGUUUCGAUGACAUUGAUUGGCAACAAGUUGAUCCUACCACUUAUAAUCAGUCUUUUGUUUAUCAAGCCAACGGAGUAGCCGGUGGUAGCAGCAACGUUGAGGGGUCUUCUAGUUAUACCAGGGAUACAAAUACUAGAAUGAGUGGAACAGCCCUAACCCAAGGUACAUAUUGGAAGAGUGAAGUGAAGGAGAGAGUUGCAUUCAAAACAAUGACAGAGAUUGAGAUACUUGACGAUGGUUACAGAUGGAGGAAGUAUGGAAAGAAAAUGGUCAAGAACAGCCCUAAUCCAAGGAAUUAUUAUAGGUGUUCAGUGGAGGGAUGUCCGGUGAAAAAGAGAGUUGAGAAAGAUAAGGAUGAUUCGAGAUAUGUGAUCACAACCUAUGAAGGCAUGCACACGCACCCAACUUCUUCAUAGAUAGCUCCAAAAAAAUUGUGUUAUAUAUUAUACUAUGAGGAAGUUUUGAGGUGGUGUAUUUUGAUGGCCAUAGUUUUGCAUGUGCUCUAAAUCUAAUGGUUAUUAGCUAUCCAACAACAAAAUUGGAUUCUCUCUCAUUCGACUUUGUAAUACGGUGAACUGACUUUUAUAUCGAAAUGUCGCGGUUAAGCAUGAGUCGCCACCGACUUUUAUUUUAUCCAAACAAGUUCGGAAAGGCAAAAAGAAACAGAAAAAAACCUUUUUAAGAAAUCUAAGUUCGGGGGGUAAUUUAUGCAAAGGGAAGGUGUAAGGCACCCUUUGCAUCCAUGGUUUUCC